This is a messenger RNA of Racocetra persica, 423 nucleotides long. The record is from the annotation of a GenBank genome assembly. NCBI's taxonomy places the organism in Eukaryota, Fungi, Glomeromycota, Glomeromycetes, Diversisporales, Gigasporaceae.
UUAUUAACUAGAUUUGAUAUUACUACUGGUGAGAGAUAUGUUCAAAAUAUAAGGUUCAAUAAUUCUGCUUUUGCUUUUAUAUCUUUUGGCAUAACUACAGAUCGUAGCAUAUUUGAAGUAGACAAACCUUAUAUUUUUAGAAUUCAAAGAGCUUUAUAUCAUAAUAUAGGUUCUUUAAUAUUACCAAGUGGGCAGCCUAAAUUUGUACAAAUUUAUUUCUAUGAUGGUAAUUUUGAUACCCAUGCUAGAUGGCAGGCUACAAGAAAUCCUGCUUUAAAAUUAAAAAUUUUUAAUGUAUCUUCUCAAGAUAUGAGAAAUUAUAAUUUACCAGUUGCUUCUGAAAUUGCUGCUAUAAUUACUGAUGAUGAUACAAUUGAUUCUGGUAGAGAUAUUAUUCUUACUACACAACAGAGUUUUUUGUGA